CAAAUUUACACAGCCACUGCAGUAAUGGCGAAUAUUUGAUGCACCAAUGUUGUACGUUGUACCCUGGUUACCGUCCUACUAUCAGAGGAAAAAUAUUUCUAGUUGUAUUGUGAUUAAACGAAUUCUGCAGACGCAAUAACGUCAAAAAUGUGUGUCUGCCCUCAGAUGGAAGCAGCAAUAUCCGCUGAUACACAGCAAAUUUUCCAUCCCAUGUCGUUGGAUCAUGUUCGAAACGUAUCAGAGUUCACAACUGGGAGAGCUGCUCUUGAGGUCAUAUCCACUAUGGGGCCGCAGGUUGCACGGCAAUGGAUGCGGUUCAAUAAUCAAACGGUUGCUGACAAAGUCCCAUCUGAAAUGCUUCAUCUAAUUGAUCCACAUUGGUACCAAUUUCCACCCAUGGACCCGCUGUGGCACAAGAUCCUUGGUCUUGUGAUGAUCGUCCUGGGGAUAAUGGGUUGGAGCGGUAAUGGCGUCGUAGUGUACGUGUUCAUGCUUACACCAUCGUUAAGGACUCCAAGCAAUCUACUCGUCGUUAAUCUAGCCUUUUCGGACUUCCUCAUGAUGAUCAUAAUGUCCCCACCAAUGGUUAUUAACUGUUAUUACGAAACUUGGGUGCUUGGACCUCUGAUGUGCGACAUUUACGCAAUGGUUGGAUCACUUUGCGGAUGCGCUUCUAUUUGGACUAUGACUGCCAUUGCUCUGGAUCGGUAUAAUGUUAUUGUGAAGGGAAUGUCCGGCACUCCAUUCACCAUCAAAAAAGCAGUUUUAGAAAUUCUGCUGAUCUGGAUGUUUGGAUUAGUUUGGAGUAUACUUCCUAUGAUUGGGUGGAAUAGGUACGUCCCAGAAGGCAACAUGACCGCUUGUGGAACGGAUUAUCUGAGUAAAGAAUGGCUCUCCAAAUCCUACAUUCUGGUUUACUCUCUAUUCGUUUAUUACUUGCCGCUCUCCACUAUCGUCUACAGUUACUAUUAUAUUGUCUCGACGGUUGCAGCGCACGAAAAGGCAAUGAGGGAUCAAGCAAAAAAGAUGAACGUGGCUUCUUUGCGAUCUGGUGAUAAUCAAGCAGCCAGUGCGGAAGCCAAACUAGCAAAAGUGGCAUUGACUACAAUAUCGUUAUGGUUCUUAGCCUGGACACCAUAUUUAGUAAUUAACUAUGUGGGCGUCUUCAACAUCGCUAAGAUAAGCCCUCUCUUUACGAUUUGGGGAUCACUUUUUGCCAAAACAAACGCUAUCUACAAUCCAAUUGUCUAUGGCAUCAGCCAUCCCAAGUACAGACUGGCGCUGAAAGAAAAGUUACCAUUCCUGGUGUGCGGAUCAACAGAACAACCGGCAGCACCUACGGCUGGACCGCCUCCAGCCAAUUCCGAUUCUGCAUCUACGAAUACAGCUGAUGCGAAGGCUUAG
Messenger RNA from Diprion similis, 1404 nucleotides. RefSeq names its product rhodopsin-like. Gene Ontology annotation, cellular component: membrane. The record is from RefSeq and is a predicted model, not a curated record. Gene Ontology annotation, molecular function: G protein-coupled receptor activity. Gene Ontology annotation, biological process: phototransduction; G protein-coupled receptor signaling pathway; visual perception. NCBI's taxonomy places the organism in Eukaryota, Metazoa, Arthropoda, Insecta, Hymenoptera, Diprionidae. The transcript has 9 exons. Bases 148 to 1404 code for a protein of 418 amino acids.